Molecule: messenger RNA, 5568 nt
Organism: Manis pentadactyla (Chinese pangolin)
Lineage: Eukaryota; Metazoa; Chordata; Mammalia; Pholidota; Manidae
Gene: NEDD4L
Product: NEDD4 like E3 ubiquitin protein ligase
Exons: 28
Coding region: 677-4447 (1256 amino acids)
Biological process (GO): ubiquitin-dependent protein catabolic process; regulation of dendrite morphogenesis
Molecular function (GO): protein binding; ubiquitin protein ligase activity; sodium channel inhibitor activity
Source: RefSeq, a predicted model, not a curated record
UAGUGUGGUGAUAUCAUAAAUAACAGAAACCUAAUAUCCGAUGCUUGUGGAAGGGUUUUCCUGAAGCCAGGGCUUAUUUACUUGUCGUUACUUGGCCUGGUGGGGUGGGCGGCGGUGGUUUGAAUACCCUGUGCGCUUGGGAGUCGAGCGCAGGGUUUCUCGCAUUGGAUCCGGAGGCCGAGUGCCCCGCUCGGUUUGGAGAGAACUGUCCUGUGAAUGUGACGCGGUCUAGAUUUAUAGCAGAGGGCUCGGGGUGUUUGCUGUCUUCGUCAGCUGUGAGAGCUCCCUGCUGGGGCCACUCCUGCCUGAUGGAAAAGCAGCAGCUGGGAAGGUGCUGUUUCAGGCUCUCGCUGUUUAAAAAAAAAGAGAGAGCGAGAGGGGGGAAACUCCACUAAGUCCACAAGCUGGCAUUGGAGGGGGAGACCGCGGUCAUGUGCUUCUGGCCAUCCUACCCUCUGUCACAGUGCGGGUGAGAGCUCUGCGCUCUUACCCAAUCAUGCCUGGAAUGCCGCUCGCCACUGGGGUUAUUUCUGCUAUCUGUCGCUCUUGGUGCUGCAGUGCUAACGGUUUGGCAGAUGGGACGCUUUUUCUUGGAGUUUGUGCCUUUGGUUUCUGACUUCUGGCAGAGCCGGGCCUGCUGCUGCUCGCCCUCUCCCUCCCUGCCCCCCUGGGCACCAUGGCCCAUCGGCUUCGGUUUCAUUUUGGCUCUGGUCGCAGCAACACAGCCCCCGAAUCAGAGAUCCUAGACCAGGAGAGAGAAGACGACUUUUUCAUGGCAUUCCACACCCUGCCGCGGAGGAGCGGCCCUCACGCCUUCGCCCCAAGCGGCGCGGAGGACGGCGGCGGCCUGCGGGGAGGCGUGGGCGCGCUCAAGCGCAGCUCGUCCAUGUUCAUCCCCCAGCUCCUGAGCCCCGCGGACGCGCGCCCCACGCGGAGCUCGUCCGUGCAGAUCUCGCUGCAGCGCAAGGCGGCCGACGGGGCCCCCGACGGCGGCGGGCCGCCCGAGGGUCCGGACGGCGAUGCAGGCCCAGCGUCUCGGGGAGGCUGCCUGGACCCGCCGGAGCCCCCCACGCCCGAGAGCUCCCCUCCAAGGGCAGCCGGGGUACCCGGCCACCAGGUCAACGGCACGUGCGGCCGCCGAGCGUGCCGCCCCACCGCGUCCGACGGCCGUGAGGAGGCCGGUGGGCUCCGUGUCCAGCACCGUGCCUCCAGCGCCGACGUGCGCCAGGUGAGGCUGAUGCCCUUCGGCGCUGAUGGCCCCGGCAGCUCCUCGCCGCGCGAGCCGCGGCGCUGGUCCCUGCAGCACGUUCCAGAUGCCUCUGGAAGUUCUGGGAAGCGGUGCUUCGUUUUCCAGUUGCAGCAGCCUCAGCCCGGCACUCCGGGGCCUGGUGGGGACUUCAAUUUCGGUUUCACUGGCACGAAGGGGGACCGGUUGGUGCGGUAUCCCCGCAUCCGGCUGGAGAGGAGCACCUCGUACCCCACGCAGCCCCGAGCGGGGCACACCAGCCCCACGGAAGAGCGAGGCCACCCUGGGCACCCGGAGACGCUUCCUCGGGGCCGCAGGGUGGCUCCCGAAAUCCACAGGACCAAUUCCGUGGAAAGGAUGCCACAGGGUCAGGGCUGCACGUUUAAGAUUAGGCAGGAUCAAAAUGCGGGGCAGCAGCAUUUCAGAAUUCUUGUGACCCGGGGACCGGAGGAGGCUUCCCAGAGUUCCGAGGAGGAAAACUCCCCCAGCCCUGUGUCCACUGUCGCCGGUGCCCCGACGCGAGACGACUUCCUGGGACAGGUGGACAUACCCCUCAGCCAUCUCCCAACAGAAGAUCCAACCAUGGAGCGACCCUAUACCUUUAAGGAUUUUCUCCUCAGACCAAGAAGUCAUAAAUCUCGAGUCAAGGGAUUUUUGCGAUUGAAAAUGGCCUAUAUGCCCAAAAAUGGAGGUCAAGAUGAAGAAAACAGUGAGCAGAGGGAUGACCUGGAGCACGGGUGGGAGGUUGUCGACUCGAAUGACUCCUCUUCUCAGCACCAGGAGGAGCUUCCUCCCCCUCCUCUGCCUCCUGGCUGGGAAGAAAAAGUGGACAAUCUAGGUCGGACUUACUACGUCAACCACAACAACCGCACCACUCAGUGGCACCGUCCGAGCUUAAUGGAUGUGUCCUCCGAGUCAGACAGUAACAUCAGGCAGAUCAACCAGGAGGCCGCGCACCGGCGUUUCCGCUCCCGCAGGCACAUCAGCGAAGACCUGGAGCCCGAGCCCAGCGAGGGCGGAGACGGCCCUGAGCCUUGGGAGACCAUUUCAGAAGAAGUGAGUAUCACUGGGGACUCCCUCAGUCUGGCACUGCCCCCACCACCAGCCUCCCCGGUGUCUCGGACCAGCCCCCAGGAACUCUCCGAGGAGCUCAGCAGAAGGCUUCAGAUCACUCCAGACUCCAACGGGGAGCAGUUCAGUUCUUUGAUUCAGAGAGAGCCCUCCUCGAGGCUGAGGUCCUGCAGUGUCACCGACGCGGUUGCCGAGCAGGCUCAUCUACCACCGCCCAGUGCCCCAACUAGGAGAGCGCGUUCAUCAACUGUCACGGGUGGUGAGGAGCCAACGCCAUCAGUGGCCUAUGUACAUACCACGCCGGGCCUCCCUUCAGGCUGGGAAGAAAGAAAAGAUGCUAAGGGACGCACAUACUAUGUCAAUCAUAACAAUCGAACCACCACUUGGACGCGACCUAUCAUGCAGCUUGCAGAAGAUGGUGCAUCCGGAUCCGCCACAAACAGUAACAACCAUCUAAUCGAGCCUCAGAUCCGCCGGCCUCGUAGCCUCAGCUCGCCAACAGUAACCUUAUCUGCCCCCCUGGAGGGUGCCAAGGAUUCACCCAUACGUCGGGCUGUGAAAGAUACCCUUUCCAAUCCACAGUCCCCACAGCCAUCACCUUACAACUCCCCCAAACCACAACACAAAGUCACACAGAGCUUCCUGCCGCCCGGCUGGGAAAUGAGGAUAGCGCCAAACGGCCGACCCUUCUUCAUUGACCAUAACACAAAGACUACGACAUGGGAAGACCCACGGCUGAAAUUUCCAGUGCAUAUGCGGUCAAAGGCAUCUUUAAACCCCAAUGACCUGGGCCCUCUUCCUCCUGGUUGGGAAGAAAGAAUUCACUUGGACGGCCGAACAUUUUAUAUUGAUCAUAGCAGCCAGGUGUUAUGUGGAGAGAAUGAUACCAGAGAAUCAGUGCCCUCGUACGAUAGCAAAAUCACCCAGUGGGAAGACCCAAGACUGCAGAACCCAGCUAUUACCGGUCCGGCUGUUCCUUACUCAAGGGAAUUUAAGCAGAAAUACGACUACUUCAGGAAGAAAUUGAAGAAACCUGCUGAUAUUCCAAAUAGGUUUGAAAUGAAACUUCACAGAAAUAACAUUUUUGAAGAGUCUUACCGGAGAAUCAUGUCUGUGAAAAGACCAGAUGUCCUAAAAGCUAGACUCUGGAUUGAAUUUGAAUCAGAGAAAGGUCUUGACUAUGGGGGUGUGGCCAGAGAAUGGUUCUUCUUACUGUCCAAGGAGAUGUUUAAUCCGUACUAUGGUCUCUUCGAGUACUCUGCCACGGACAACUACACACUUCAGAUCAAUCCAAAUUCAGGCCUCUGUAAUGAAGAUCACUUGUCCUAUUUUACUUUUAUUGGAAGAGUUGCUGGUCUGGCAGUGUUUCACGGGAAACUUCUGGAUGGUUUCUUCAUUAGACCAUUUUACAAAAUGAUGUUGGGAAAGCAGAUCACUCUGAACGACAUGGAAUCCGUGGAUAGUGAAUAUUACAACUCUUUGAAAUGGAUCUUAGAAAAUGACCCUACUGAACUGGACCUUAUGUUCUGUAUCGAUGAAGAAAACUUUGGACAGACAUACCAAGUGGAUCUGAAGCCCAAUGGGUCAGAAAUAAUGGUAACAAAUGAAAACAAAAGGGAGUAUAUUGACCUAGUCAUCCAGUGGAGGUUUGUCAACAGGGUCCAGAAGCAGAUGAACGCCUUCCUGGAGGGAUUCACUGAACUGCUUCCUAUUGAUUUGAUUAAAAUUUUUGAUGAAAAUGAACUGGAGUUGCUGAUGUGCGGCCUUGGUGACGUGGACGUGAAUGACUGGAGACAACAUUCUAUUUACAAGAAUGGCUACUGCCCAAACCACCCUGUCAUUCAGUGGUUCUGGAAGGCUGUGCUGCUGAUGGACGCUGAAAAGCGUAUCCGGUUAUUGCAGUUUGUCACCGGAACGUCCCGAGUACCUAUGAACGGAUUUGCAGAACUUUAUGGUUCCAAUGGUCCUCAGCUGUUUACAAUAGAGCAAUGGGGGAGUCCUGAAAAACUGCCCAGAGCUCACACAUGCUUUAAUCGCCUUGACUUACCUCCAUAUGAAACCUUUGAAGAUUUACGAGAGAAACUCCUCAUGGCUGUGGAAAAUGCUCAAGGAUUUGAGGGGGUAGAUUAAGCACCCCUUGCCUCGGGAUGGUUGUUCAUCAGCAAGUCCUGCUUGCACUUGCCUGACAGACUUUGCAGAGACGACGGCAGCAGUUGCACGGUGCGGCUCCUGGAGCAGAGCCUUUCCCGGGACUUGCCCAGGUUCAGCUAUGGGAACCCAGGCCAGUCGUGUUCCUGCAUUUCCACCACGAAUUAUCAACUGGGUGAUGUGUACACUAAUUACAUUUCAGGAGGACUUAGUUCUAUUUAUGUUGUGCCUCUGUAGGCAAAGCCCUUAAUAAAUAUUUUACAUACUUUAUAAUGACAAUGAAUGGAAUUAAUCACUCUACAGGUAUAGUAUUACAACUCAUGUUUACUUUUUAAAAUGAUUUAGACCGAUUUUCAGAUCUUAUUUCAUUACAAUUAAAGAUGUCUCGUGUACUUGGAAAAGUGAGCAUAUUUUUUUUGUAUAUGAAUUUCAUACCAGGUUUAAUGUCAGUGACAUUUUUAUUUUUGAAGUCCUUUGAUAUCCUUACCCCCUACUUUAUGAGACUUGGGAGACUGAUUUUUGUCCAAAAACCUUCUACAGACAAGUACUUUGAGACUUUAAAAUACAACAUUAGGCAUAAUGAUGAUGAUUUUUUUCCAUACUCAGAAUGAAAACAAACUGGAUAUUCCAUUUUUUCAUUCAAAUCUAGCGUCAUAGCUACAGGCUGAGAGAAUUGUAACAUAGUAUGACAAAUUUUGUGUUGACUGGAAAGAAUUACACCAUUAUUCUUCAGAAGUAAUCAUGUGUGCUUUAUAUUACAUGUUUGAGACAGGAUUGGACUAUCAUUUCUCACAACAGAAAUUACCUAACCCUUCCUGAUGCUGUACAGUCAUUCUUUUAUUAUAGUUUCCUCUUUGCUGUUCGUAAUAGAGACAUUUGAAUGAAACUUGGCACUCCUUGAUUUGAAACUGUGGAAACCAGAUUUGUUCUGUCUCCUGUUUGUGUAGCAUUUGCUAAUGGUAGCUAAAUAAUCGAUUUUUGUCCUAACUGCACCAAUUCUGAAGGCACUUUAUGUACUACAUGGAGGUCAUAUCUGGUUUUGUUGAUUUCUGUUUUUUUUUUAUCAUAGACAUUAAAUGUGAUGAUUAUUUCUUCUCCCUGCA